CACCGAAGAGCUGAGCGCCCUGUGGAAACAGAAAAGAGAGCGGAGAAAAGUUUAGGAAAUAACCAGGAAACCUCCUCUCCUCCUUCCGACUGCCAAGGAGAACGGGUACUCGAAAUUCAAUAUACUCCGUGUGCCUGUUCUCCUCUCUGACUUCUAAAACCCAUUCACUCUCUCAAUCUUUUUUUUUUUUUUGGGUAGGUUUCGUCUACAUAUUCGAUUCUUCUUUCUCCGUUUUUCUUUUUUUCAAAUCGUUCUUUGCGUUUCGGCAAUUUAUGAAUUAGGUUUACCUGGAAAAUCGUUUGUAUCAUAGGGUUUUGAAUAUUCGGUCCAUUGUGAUUGUUUCUGGGUCUGGUGGGUACUGAUGAUUUUUGCGCUAGAUUGAUAAAGAUUGUUGCUUUAACUCAAGGGCCGUGACUGUUUAUGAUCUUGUUUGCUGAUUUUCGAUCACCGUAUUCUGUUGUACUUCUCAGUUCUUUGGAAUCGAUGGGUUUUGUGAUAGAUCUAUGGAAUUGUCAUUGUAAUUGAAGGGGCUUUUUGGCAUUUUGGUGUUGUAGGUCAGCUUCCUUGUGUUUCUUUGGAUGUUGAAUCUUAUUGUUGAGGAAAAUCGGCUUGUGAACGUGCCCAACUUGUUUCUGGGACUUCUCAGGCCUUUUUGGCUUCCCUUUGAACAAAAAGUGUUCUCGUUUUUUGUUACAAGAGAUAGAUGGGAUAAGGAGUUGUUCAAGCUGCAGAGUGGAUAGCAAAUACUUAUCGAAUUAACGAAGGCUUUCUCGUUAGAAUUGUGUGAUUUGUUCGGAGUGAUUAGAAAUGGGUUCUGCACAAAGGUCUACCUUGUCCGGGAACGUGGCAGGAUUAGUUGAUGGUUCAUCCUCCCGUGAAGAGAUUUCCUACAUUGAUACUAUGCCUGUUUAUGUUAAGGAAUUGAUUGCUGGAGGUGCUGCUGGCGCAUUUGCUAAGACUGCUGUUGCACCUCUUGAACGGAUCAAAAUAUUACUGCAGACAAGGACAGACGGGUUCCGUUCUCUUGGUGUGUGCCAAUCUUUGAAGAAGUUGUUGAAGCAUGAAGGUGCCCUAGGGUUCUAUAAGGGAAAUGGAGCAAGUGUCAUUCGAAUUGUUCCUUAUGCAGCCUUGCAUUACAUGACAUACGAGCAGUAUCGAACUUGGAUCUUGAAUAAUUAUCCUAACCUUGGUUCAGGUCCUCAUAUUGAUCUUUUAGCUGGUUCAGCAGCUGGAGGAACAGCAGUUUUAUGCACGUACCCCUUGGACCUUGCUCGUACUAAACUUGCUUAUCAGGUUGUAGACACCCGAGGAAGCUUUAAGUAUGCUACAAAAAGCGUUCAUGCUGAAACUGCUUAUAGGGGCAUAAAAGAUGUGCUUUCCAGUGUAUACAAAGGAGGAGGAAUUCGUGGGCUUUAUCGAGGUGUAGGCCCAACACUUACUGGAAUACUCCCUUAUGCUGGUUUAAAAUUCUAUAUAUACGAGGAACUUAAGAGGCAUGUUCCCGAAGAGUAUGAAAAGUCAAUUGCAAUGCGUCUUUCAUGUGGAGCUCUAGCUGGAUUAUUUGGGCAGACCUUCACAUACCCAUUAGAUGUUGUUAGAAGGCAAAUGCAGGUUGGAAAUCUGCUACCCUCAGGUCAAGGUGAUGCUGGAUACAAGAACACAUUAGACGGACUUACUUCUAUUGUGCGGAACCAAGGAUGGAGGCAAUUGUUUGCGGGCCUAAGCAUAAACUAUAUCAAGAUUGUUCCAUCGGUAGCUAUUGGUUUCACUGCAUAUGACACGGUGAAGAUGUGGCUCCGUGUACCGCCCCGACAGAAGUCUCAAUCAGUAUCUGCUUAGUUUAAGGACACACUUUUUUUUCCUUUUUUUUUUCUUUUUUUUUUUUCUUUUUUUUUUUAAUAGUUUUAGGGUUUGUGGGGUGGGUGGGUCAAUAAUACACUUUGUUUCUCCAUUUACGGUGAUUGAUGGAACACAAAUGAUGCGAAUGUUGGAAAGUUGCGGUCUAAUAGCAGUGAUGGGAUUUGCGCC
Ziziphus jujuba (common jujube) is the source of this 2028-nucleotide messenger RNA. RefSeq names its product mitochondrial carrier protein CoAc1. Bases 808 to 1839 code for a protein of 343 amino acids. The record is from RefSeq and is a predicted model, not a curated record. NCBI's taxonomy places the organism in Eukaryota, Viridiplantae, Streptophyta, Magnoliopsida, Rosales, Rhamnaceae. Gene Ontology annotation, biological process: transmembrane transport. Gene Ontology annotation, cellular component: mitochondrial inner membrane. The transcript has 7 exons.